Messenger RNA from Magallana angulata, 2833 nucleotides. RefSeq lists its product as uncharacterized. Bases 175 to 2397 code for a protein of 740 amino acids. The record is from RefSeq and is a predicted model, not a curated record. The transcript has 7 exons. Gene Ontology annotation, biological process: mitochondrial protein catabolic process; mitophagy by internal vacuole formation. NCBI's taxonomy places the organism in Eukaryota, Metazoa, Mollusca, Bivalvia, Ostreida, Ostreidae. Gene Ontology annotation, cellular component: mitochondrial outer membrane.
GACAAUAAUACCGCUCAGAGGGUUACAUAUGCUAAUCGCUGGCUCAUGCAAGCUUACACAGAAUCUUCUAAUUCAGAAGUCAGUCUUUGGUCACUUGUGUUUGGGUAUUAAGGGAGAGAGGCAGUGGUGUUUAACUCUUAGGAUUGCGGAUACAUGCAUCUAUAUUUGUAAACAAUGGGUCGAAGCAGCAAAGAAUCGCGAUCGGGAAGUCUAAGUUCCGAUAAAACUGAGACGGAGAGCUCAAGUUCCGGUUCCGGGAGGAUGGAGCGGAUACGACCGGAGAGGACGCCGAGACAAAAAGUGCAGUCUGUGUGGCGCAACGUCCGCUGGGCCGAAUCCUUCCCCGAUGAAUCUCUAUCCAUGGAAUCUACAGAACUGACUCCAAACUUCGCCCUCCGGAGAAUAGUGUUGCUUUUCGAGACCAAAAAAUACGAUGAAUGCGCAACCCUCAUCAGGCGAUUAAAUUGUGUUACUUUUGGAAAUAUUCUGCAAGAAGUUCCCAUGGAAGUGCUAUUAGACUCCAUGCCGUUUAGUCUUUCUAUUUUAGAGGCGCUAUAUGUGAAACUUUCUGAAACAACAUUGGAAACAUUUCCAAAGGAUCAGUUGCAUAUGGACCUCUUGGUUAAAAGGAUGGUUGCUUGUUUCGCUAGAAUGUCCCAAUCUGGCAACAGAGCAGAGAAAAAUUGCAACAGUUACUACCCGUCCUGUAGAAACAUUUUACGUGUCGUUUCAUUUGUAGAUCCAAAUAUAAAGCAACAGUUAAAGCAGAAAAAGAAAGCGUUGGACAGGUGUUUAAAACAUAUGGGUCAGCACGGCCUCGUCGAAUCAUCUUGCGGAAGUCUUAUGAAUCUACACGAUUCGUUGAAACAGGAACUCGAUAAAAUUGUUUUUCAGUACAGGAAUGCUUUACAAAAACUGGAUGAGAUGAGUUUAUCGGCAAAGCACCCGACAAGCAGUUCCGUCACUUCCGGUAAGGCUCCUACCGAGGUCAGCCACCAGCGGCUGAUGCAAAUGACGCGAUCGGACGUGCAAGUCAGGAUUAUCAAGAACAGGACCUUGUUCAACAUUGUAGAGCCCGCGGUCACCAAUCAGUGCUUGAAAAAACUGUUCCAUAUAUUGGAAAAACGGAUAGAAUAUGACAAAGUGGCACUGUUUCACGAUACCGAACUCCGCAAGUACUGUGAUAAUAUUUCUGACGACGCUUACAUGUCGGUGGUGAUGAAGCAGUUUUCACAAGGAUAUAGCAUCGUUCUACAGCUGCUGAGGGAAGUGUCUGAACUCGAUGAGGCGACCUCAGAGGACGAUGGGGGCAUGGUCUCCAGUGACGACGAUAUCAUGACCCCCAUAACCCGUAUGGAUAGGUCAAGGACGUUCAAUGGGUUCACGCACGUCCUUCCACACAAAGCAAACGGAGGCAGUACAGGUUAUAAGCGCAUGCGUGGACGACUUCGUCCCUCCAUCAUUUCCGGUCCCUUUCCAUGCAAACCGGAAACAGCGCCAUCUAAUGGACUCGUCAAUGGACACGCUACAGUGGUUCCGUCCUCUCUGUCUUCCCUGACGUCAGUGUUUCUGACCAAUGGCAGUCGACACAGCAAUGGUUACUCGGACACGGUGGAAAAGUUAGAGCAGGAGGUCAACAAUCUAAAAGUGGAGCUACAGAAAAGUCAAGAGGCAGUCAAAAAGCUGCAGGACAGAGAAAAACAGCUCCAAGAACGGCUGUCCACAGAGGCACACAGUCUUUUUAAUGGAGGUUUGAAUGGUCACUUUGAGGAUCUCUCACUGGCCAGUCGACCGUCGGAACUCGUCCGUCAAUAUGGCGACUUGUACAGCAGGAUCCGAAUGGACGCGUUAGAUGCCCUGGAUAGAAUUGGGCAACUUGAUGAUCUCUCGGUUCUCAAAGAGAAGAUACUAUUCUCUGUGGUAGUGCUAUCCUUUCGGGGAGCCCAACAAGCGGUUCAUGAACUCAGGGGCAAGGUGCGACAUUUGCUCAACCUUCCGCAUCCCGACGCCCAUAGAAACCAGUUUGAUCCGCUCUGUAAUCACAUGGAGAUCCAAGUUGCGCAAUACCUAUGCAAGACAGCAGGAAACUUUGACGUUUCGCUGACAAUUGAGGAAGUUUGUUCACAAAUCUACGCAACCUUGUACGACUACCCAGUGCUGAAGGAUUGCCAAGGACUGAGGUCGUACGUCGCAGCAUGUGUUCAGGUCGCCUGGGGUCUGUCGGUCCAGAAUCCACCGUUCCUCAUCAUGUACGAUGCACGGCAGUUUCAUCCUGAUUUGCACGUCCGGUUUCACACGUCCGACCCAGAGUCGGUUGCUAUUAAAAACUUUUUGUGGCCUGCUCUUACGGAAGGAUACAACGGACCUUGCGUCUACAAAGGCGUUGUAAUCACGUGACACCGUUCGUUCUUCUCACAACUUCCGAUUCACCGAUUCUUCCGACAACAACGAUAGUGCAACAAUGAUCAAAGUGCAAAUAAGGAUAAACAUAUGUGGACACGGUGACACAUUCAGUCGUGAUUUUGUUUUACAUGUACGGUAUGGCCUUGCCGUGUUUGAACUGCUCUCAUGUACUGAAUAGAAAUCAUUGAGGGAGUAUUGCAAUAUACAAUCGGCUCAAGAUGGAAAAAGAAAUGUAACAUUUAUAUUUUUUUUCCAUAUUUCAUGAUGAAUGCAUUUUUUUGAUAUAUUCCCAUGAAAACAGUACGCAGGACAGCAAUGGUUUUCAUAUAAAGUCAUCUGCUUGUCAUGUACAAUAUACCAUGCAUUUAUUAAAUAUGUGCUUCAGAAAAUGUCCCAGUAUUAUAAAAAAAUGUAUUUUUUGAAUAAAAAA